Molecule: messenger RNA, 1328 nt
Organism: Selaginella moellendorffii
Lineage: Eukaryota; Viridiplantae; Streptophyta; Lycopodiopsida; Selaginellales; Selaginellaceae
Product: serine--glyoxylate aminotransferase
Exons: 5
Coding region: 44-1249 (401 amino acids)
Cellular component (GO): peroxisome
Molecular function (GO): L-serine:pyruvate transaminase activity; L-alanine:glyoxylate transaminase activity
Source: RefSeq, a predicted model, not a curated record
AUAGAGCUCCGGUGGGAGAGCCCCGCCGAAGAGGAGAGUCGAGAUGGAGUACUUCCCCGCGCCUGGCAGGAAUCAUCUCUUCGUUCCAGGCCCGACCAAUGUCCCCGAGAAGGUAAUUCAAGCAUUUAGUAGGGGGAACGAGGAUCAUCGCUCUCCAGCGUUUGCUACGCUCUCCAAAUCCGUGCUGGACGGUGUCAAGGAUUUGUUUAAGACCAAGACUGCCACUUCGUUCAUCUUUCCAACAACAGGAACUGGAGCUUGGGAGAGUGCACUGACCAACACAUUAUCACCUGGAGAUAAGAUUGUCUCGUUCCGUCUGGGACAGUUUAGCCUGCUCUGGAUCGAUCAAAUGCAGCGUCUCAAGUUUAACGUGGACGUAGUGGACUGCGAGUGGGGAGCUGGAGCCGACCUUAACAUCCUCAACGCUAAGUUGGCCAUGGAUUAUAAUCACGAGAUCAAAGCUAUAUGUAUCGUCCACAAUGAAACUUCUACCGGAGUUACCAACAGCAUCCCAUCGAUACGAGCACUCCUCGAUAAGCAUAAGCAUCCGGCAUUGCUGCUGGUGGACGGAGUUUCAUCGAUUGGAGCAAUCGAGUUUAAGAUGGACGAGUGGGGAGUGGACGUUGCCUUGACGGGGUCCCAAAAAGCUCUGGGACUUCCAACGGGAUUGGGAAUAGUUUGUGCCGGACCAAAAGCUCUCGAGGCAGCCAAGACGGCCACCUCUCCCCGAGUUUUCUUCGACUGGGCCGACUACCUCAAGUUUUACAAGGUCGGCUCCUACUGGCCUUACACUCCCUCGAGCCAGAUGCUCUACGCUCUUCGAGCCUCCCUCGACUUGAUCUUCGAGGAGGGCCUGGACAACGUUAUCAAGAGGCACGCCAGGCUUGGAGAAGCCACAAGGCUAGCGGUGGCAGCGUGGGGACUGAAGCUGUGCACUAAACGUCCCGAGUGGAACAGUGACACCGUAACAGCAGUGGUGGUACCACCUUAUCUCAACAGCUUAGACGUGGUGAAGAUGGCAUGGAAAAAGUAUAACUUGAGCUUGGGAGUGGGACUCAACAAAGUGGCAGGCAAGGUUUUCAGGAUUGGGCACCUGGGUUUCGUAAACGAGUUGCAACUCCUGGGAGCCUUAAGUGGGGUGGAGAUGAUCCUCAAAGACAUUGGAUACCCGGUUGUGCUUGGAAGUGGCGUCGCCGCUGCUGCCGCUCACCUCCAGAAAAAGACCCCACUUAUCUCGUCCAGGUUGUGAAUGAACGAAAGUGAUGGUGGCAAAACUUUGCGAAAGAAAAGAUCUUUCUAUUUAUUAUCUCUUCUUUGUUCUUCUUCUA